This is a messenger RNA of Rhododendron vialii, 1301 nucleotides long. RefSeq names its product WUSCHEL-related homeobox 6. Lineage: Eukaryota; Viridiplantae; Streptophyta; Magnoliopsida; Ericales; Ericaceae. Gene Ontology annotation, biological process: plant organ development. The record is from RefSeq and is a predicted model, not a curated record. The transcript is spliced from 4 exons. Bases 30 to 1109 code for a protein of 359 amino acids. Gene Ontology annotation, molecular function: DNA-binding transcription factor activity; DNA binding.
UCUCUCUCUCUCUCUGCAAAAAACACAGAAUGUGGUCGAUGAGUACUAGUGGUAGUGAUUGCGAUACUCAUGAAUUGAACACCAUGAACAAAAAGUCUGAUUCAUCGUCAAUAACGACUAGUGGUCGGAAACUUCUUCGACCCAUCAUUCCAAGACCAGUACUUCCCAUCAAUAAUUCCACAUCGACCGCCCCCUACUCUCAGAAUUCACUCACUACCCCAAACCCAAACCCAAACCCACCUGCUUCUUCGUCUUGCACUUGUUGUUUCCAGCUUCCCAAAUCAAGUACCCUUAUUUCUACGUCAACUACUGAUCAUUAUCUGGACAUUAGCGCAGCUCCUAUUGAGGACCAAAGUAAGCAAGAAAACAACGCCACAGCACCUUUAGUGACUGCUAGUUCAAGAUGGACUCCGACGCCGGAGCAAUUACGAGUGCUAGAGGAUAUGUAUGAAGGCGGAACGCGCACCCCGACGGCUGACCAAAUCAAACUAAUAGCUGGAAAGCUUCGUCGGUUCGGUAAAAUCGAGGGGAAGAAUGUGUUCUACUGGUUUCAGAAUCAUAAAGCCAGAGAACGCCAAAAACGCCGCCGCCGCGAUCAUAGGGGAAGUAGUACUCUUCAAACUGAAGAACCAGGCUUUGAAGUUGGGCAGGCAAAGAACAACGCAACUUCAAAUUGCCGUACAAAUUCAGAGGACUCUGUGUCAAUUCAUAGAGCAGUAGAAGCAUCAGAAAGCAGAGCACAAGGAUGGAUUCAACUGGAGGAGAGAGAAUUAAUGCAGCAGAGAAGAAGGAGAACAAGAACCACACAAUCAAAGCACGCCACGUGGCAGCUAAUGGAGCCCUGCCCAACUCCUCAAGCAUUCCAAUUCAUGGCCACCACAACAAGAAGUACUGCACCACCAGAAGAAGCUUUAAACCAGAGCAUGAAUUUGGCACCUAAUAAUAGUUUUGAAGAGGAUAAGGGUGAAAACCCUCAAACACUUGAGCUAUUUCCGAUUCAAACCCGCGAUUGGAUUGCGCAAAAAGGGGACUAUGAAGUGUCCGUGGCAUCGAUAGAUACAAGCUUCGUUCCAAAUCAGUUUUUUGAGUUUCUUCCUAUGAGGAAUUGAAAAGAAAAGAAAAGAAAAAGAAGCUAGCCCAAGUAGUUUGAAGACAUGAUCCGUUUUAUAGAUAGAAGUACGUGCAUGUAGGUUAAAUAUUAAGUACAUUCUAGCUAGUAGCGAUUUUGUAUUUCCCGAAUUCGUGCAGCUUCUUUGCGCUCGCAAAUUAUGAAGCAAAAAUAGGCUCGUUAUAAAGAAUCG